This is a messenger RNA of Prunus avium (sweet cherry), 833 nucleotides long. RefSeq lists its product as uncharacterized. NCBI's taxonomy places the organism in Eukaryota, Viridiplantae, Streptophyta, Magnoliopsida, Rosales, Rosaceae. The record is from RefSeq and is a predicted model, not a curated record.
UCAAAACACAUUUCGAUAUCUUCUCUCUCGCGCUCUCUCUCUGCCAUCUCUCUCUCUCUCUCUCUCUCUCUCUCUCUCUCUCUCUCUCUCAUUUUUUCCAUGAAGAACUUUCAUGAGAAAAACCAGUCCCUCCAAUUUCAUGCCGGUCCAGAAAACGGGGCCCAUAAGAAUAACGUACGUUCAGAAGAAGACACAGAAAAAGAACACCACCAUGAUCUCUAUCACCAAACUCCUCCUCUUCCCAAGAUGAAGACGAUGGUCAACAACACGUGCCAGUUUAAGCGGCGGCCCAUCAAGUACCGCUCUUUGAAACAAAUCCUCCGCACCAGACCACCACCACCUCCUCCUCCUUCUUCUUUUUCUUCUUGUUCAUAUGAGUACUCGAAUGGCAACGAGGAAGACGAAGACGAGGGUGUGGUGAAGGCGUCAGAUAGAAUUGAUCUGGCGAAAUUCGCGUUCAAGUGGGGAAGGACUGAUCGGAGAGAGCGUGAAAGUUUGGUUGCGGACAAAACCCAUGAGUUUUCAGUGGAGAAUUAUAACAGAGUGGUUCAUGAGCCUGCGAUCGGGUACAAAUGUGGAGCUUCUUUGAAGAAACUUCUCUAUGGGAUGUAUGGAAGGAAGGCUGCUGCCACGGAAGACGAUGAGAACGAUGACGCGACUAGUCGUCCCCAAAAUGAAUUAAACUUCAGUGAAGGUAACUAGACUGCGAAUUUGGAGGUGGAACACCAAAGUGAUGCUUUGGGAAAUGCUAAGCAUGCUUGAUGUUUUAGUAGCGAUUAGGUUGUGCCUUUGUUAACUUCAAGCUGCAACAACCUGCAGGUAGAACUUAUAUG